AUGUCGUCGUUCCAGCAGCGCAAAGAGGAGAUCUUGGCCAAGAAGGCUAAGCUCGCCGAGCUCAAGCGACAACGAGAACUGCGAUCCAAGGAGUUCAGCAGCAACAGGCAGAGUCUCGAUGCAUCAGAGCUAGUAGCGCCUUCACCUCAGCGUAGUGGUGUCAAGCGAGAGGAUAUCGACUCUCUCAUCUCCUCCCUGGUCGACCGGCCUUCGUCCGCGACUCCCAGCACACCGACUGGCAAGAAGCGGAUAAGCAGUUCAGAGCAGGAGUCUGAGGAUGGCGCAUCAUCUUCAAAUCGAUUCCACGAGAGUUCUGGUGAGCCACAGACACUGUCUUUCGCCGGCCUGACGACUGUCUUUGAGAUUCCCGUCGAGUCGAAACCGGAAAUCAUUACAUACAGUAAAGGCGUGCAGACGUCAGAUAGCGGCACACAGCCCGAACAAAAUGCUGCAGAGUCAGCUGAAGCUGAUACCGCCUCCCGAAGUCCGUCGCGAAGACGCAGGAAACUCAGUCAGCGUGAGCAGCAGUUGGAAGAAGAGGAGAUCCGUCAACGCUUACGCCAGGAAAUCGAGGACGAGUUGAGGUCGCUGCAGCUGCAUGGAAAAGUCGAAGCUGAGAAGGAACGCUUUCCCGUACGAGCCCUGGCACCCGACGAGCUCAACGCCGUGACGAGCAGCAACGACUUCCUCGAUUUCGUGGAGCGAAGCAGCAAAGUGAUCGAAAGGGCACUAGACGAGGAGUAUGAUGUAUUGGCCGACUAUGCUUUGCAGGCUCGAGAAGUGGAAGACGACGACGACGAGUAUACUGGGCGAAGAGGGAGGAGGGUGAAAGAAGUGGCACAAUUCGACCUGAACGACACCAUGGGCAAGAAGCGCGCAAUCAGCGAUAUCGAUUUCAGCCCAAAGUUUCCCGAACUCUUCUGCACCGCCUGCACGAAAUCACAAUCAUCACCUCACACACCGCCUGGCUUACUCAAUGUCUGGAACUUGCACCUCAAAGGCCGGCCAGAGUACAGCUUGCACGCCACCUCGGACCUGCUAUCCUGCCAAUUCCACCCGUAUCACCCAUCCUUAAUUCUUGGUGGCACGUAUUCAGGGCAGCUUUGUCUCUGGGAUACACGAGCACGAAACCAACGCACAGGCGAGCCUGUGCAAAAAACCCCACUUACUGGCGGUCGAACCGGUCACGCACACCCAGUCUACAGUCUCGCAGUAGUAGGCACACAAAACGCCAGCUCCGUUGUGUCCGUCAGCACGGACGGCGUGGUAUGCGCCUGGUCAACAGACAUCCUCACCCAACCUCAAGAAUACCUCGAACUCCACGCUCCAAACCCAUCCCUCUACAAAACCGACGACGUAGCACCAACCUGCAUCUCCUUCCCAGCCUCAGAUCCAACCUACUUCCUAGCAGGCACAGAACAAGGCUCAAUCUUCCCCGUCCAUCGCUACGACCGCGCAGGCGCAAAAUCCGGCGUCGACGUCCGAACCAGCUACCGCGGUCACGAAGCCCCAGUCACAGGCAUAGAUUUCCACCCAGCACGCGGAAAAAUCGAUCUCGGCGACCUCUUCGUCUCCUGCGGUCUGGACUGGAGCGUAAAAAUCUGGCGCGCCCGCCCACCGUCCACAACAUCCAGCACAAUUUCCGGCAACGCAGAAGUCAUCAAACCUUUGCUGGAAAUCCAACGAGAAGAUUCCGUUUACGAUGCGAAAUGGUCGCCUACGAAACCCGGAGUUUUUGCGUGUGUGGAUGGGAGUGGGAAACUUGAUAUUUAUGAUAUCAAUGCUAGUUCGGAAGUGCCGGUUGGUGGCGCGAGACCUAGUAAUCAGGAGAAGGAUGUUUAUGCUCUUAAGAGUUUGAAUAAGUUAGCUUGGGAGAAAAAUCAGGGGAGACAUGUGGCUGUGGGUGGGCUGGAUGGUGUUACUACGGUUUUUGAGGUUGGGAGUGAACUUGGGGGUGCGGAUACGAAGCAGGAUACUUGGGUUGGCGUCAAGAAGUGGGUUGCUAGGCAGAGUAGGACUAGGCUUGAGGUUUGAGGAGGAAAAAGAAGCUUGUUGAGGGAGAUUGAGAGUGAGUAAGAUACCCAAUGGUUUUCCAUUGUCUGUGCUAUUCUGCUCAUAUUUCUCCCUUUGCGCAAUCUCUCCGCCACAGACGUUCAAUGUAUUGAUCCAGUCAGUCCAGUCCAGUCCAGAGUCCAAUCCUUCAGGAUGUUGCAUUAAGUCCUGGUCCAUGUCCCGUCCCAGAUAAGUCUCCAAAAUGAUCCUAGAGCCGCGAAGCCCGCGUCCGGGCUAGACAUCUGCUAUGAGUGUUUCAGAAACACUCGACGCUGUGAGACGACAAGCAACUGUCUUCAACGCGCGAACAGGCUGGUUCUGCUCACAGCUACGGUAGGUAGAUCGGGCUCCUCUUGAGUUGAGCGAGGGAUCUCGGAUCGUUUUUUCGAUUCGAUAUGGUGGUGGUUGUGGCGUUCGGCUGACUGGGACAACUGCGUUCCAUAGAUAGACAGCAGGCUUACCCGUAGGAGUGGGCAGUAGGUUUGAUAUCGGGUUCAAUCUAGGAAAAAAUGAGUAUCGUCAGCAUUCGAGGUUUCAUGUAAAAACUUUUUCUCCCACGUCGAGCUUGAAGUUCGCACGCAAAUAAUGUUUCUGCGGUCCUCCAUCACUUUCCGGGUUGGUAGUAGUAGGCUUCGAAUCUUACAGCAGACUUCAUCGACUCUGGAGAGAAUUCGACGACACCGUGGAGUUCCUUGCCUUUGAAAAUGGCUUGGAACAAAUUGUCCAAUCUCUCGAUGGCUUCCUCGCCGAUUUGGUAGU
This is a messenger RNA of Pseudocercospora fijiensis CIRAD86, 2811 nucleotides long. RefSeq lists its product as uncharacterized. Gene Ontology annotation, molecular function: dynein light chain binding; dynein heavy chain binding. Lineage: Eukaryota; Fungi; Ascomycota; Dothideomycetes; Mycosphaerellales; Mycosphaerellaceae. Gene Ontology annotation, cellular component: cytoplasmic dynein complex. The transcript has 2 exons. Gene Ontology annotation, biological process: transport along microtubule. The record is from RefSeq and is a predicted model, not a curated record. Bases 1 to 2034 code for a protein of 677 amino acids.